UUACAACUCUCCCAGAACACCAGACCUCCAAAGGAAUCUUCUAAAGCACCUUAACGGAUCUGGUUGACGAUCGCCUCGGAAUCACCUGCCACUAUCACUUGAGUUAAGGAUCUUGAGGCAACGAUGGUGAUAUCAUCUCUUGCUGCUAGGAGCUCUACCAUAUAGAGUUCCCUGGUAACUUAUACCGCUGCCAGCACCACAUACCCGUCUGACCCACGGAUAACAAGACCACACGAGCACCCUGAAUCACGAACAGGUGCUUUGAAGUAGAUCUUCAAAUAGUUGUCUGGUGGAGGCUCCCAAGUGGGGGAAGGAGGAAUUGGGAGAAGCAAUCUAGGGGUGGAGGAGGGGGGCGAAUAAUGGAGACUUCAAGGACCUGGUUGUAGAAUUGUCUGGCGAGGGAACGAAUAUGGAGUUGGUAAAAUUCAAAAGUCACUUUAUUUCUAGACUUCGAGAUUGUCCAAAGUAAACAGACGCAUUGGAAAAUGUGGAAUGGCGAGAUCUCAGAGAUCAUGACAAGUCGCCAUAUUUACCACCACCAACCGCCAGAUUUGUUUUUGUUUUUCUUUGAUAAAGAGGUAUUCCCUUCGGCAAUUAUUACCGCCACCGUUCCCGACAGGAAAGACCACCGCAUGACCAGCUCCUCUGUCGGGGAGCUCAACGGGCCACCACCACCACUUUCUUCCGAGCGCGAGCUGCAUCCCGUCUUGCGAAGAGAUGAAUUUGAUGUAAACAAUGGUGAGAGAUCUGCUGCUGAUGGUGGAGUCUCGACAAACGCGUACAGACGCUAUGCUCUCGAAUUUGGCAAAUGCAGAUUAUGUAGUAGGAUAUCAAACCAUACUGGAUCAAAUAUAAUGACUUCCGCUUCUUGAUUUCACGAUUUUAUAAAUACUAAAAAUAAAUAGAAUGAAUUGAUAUUUGGAUGAACCGAAUACAAUGAUGGUCCGAUCUUUAAUCCUAAAAUUUCUUUUACGAUUGCACCGCGCCAUACUGGUCCCAUACUUUUGCACACCCUAAGGGGUCGUUUGCUUGUUGGAUUUGAAAAAUGAGGGUUUUGGCUAAAAAAAACCUUUGGAUUUAUGAGGGAUUUGUACCAUCAUGGAUUUGAAGAGUCUAUUGUUUGCAUGACAGAUUUGAUGAUAUAAUUAUGAUGGAUUUGCUAUAAAUAUAACUAGCCAUCAACGAUUUACAAAUCCCACCCCAAUAUAUGGGAUUUUUUGGA
Molecule: messenger RNA, 1222 nt
Organism: Linum trigynum
Lineage: Eukaryota; Viridiplantae; Streptophyta; Magnoliopsida; Malpighiales; Linaceae
Source: the annotation of a GenBank genome assembly